Messenger RNA from Geodia barretti, 639 nucleotides. Lineage: Eukaryota; Metazoa; Porifera; Demospongiae; Tetractinellida; Geodiidae. The record is from the annotation of a GenBank genome assembly.
CCCCCCAUCUCGCGUCCCGUGCACGGCCCCGCACGUACUGGGGCAAACUGGCGGUUGUGGAUUUCUUUUCUCUCAUUUGUUGAUCGGACAAUUUCGACCCCUUAUCUCCUCUCAUCAUGGCAGGUAGCUAGCACAGCAUGAUCCACUUUUUUCACUCGCAGGUGGUGCCUGAGGUUGCAGGUCCCACUAGUACUGCUACGUAUGAGGCUUCCAAGUGGUAGCCACUGUUGAUGCACGCACAGUUGCAAGUUGUGCCACAAGGAAAUAUUGAGGCUCCUCCUCAGUCACCCACACCCAAUCUAUUCUCAUUUGGAGGGGUCUCCCCUCCCUCAGCUACUAAACGUCAGCAACAGCAGCCCCCUGCUGGCGACCAAGUAGUUCCCCAGUCUCCUGGGCCAGGAAGUGAUGAUGUUUCUAACAGCACACUGUAUGACCUGUCCAUGGACUGGCCCUACAAUUGAACUACUGGACCCUAUAUCAAACUUUUCCAGUGUGAGCACUAUCUCCCUUGAUUUUUGUUAAUCACUUGUUUUCAUCUAUUAUUAACUUGUGUUUGCAUUAUUCAACUCAACAAUAUUUUGUAACCACACCCUGUGAUCAAAAAAGGGGGCAUUUUCAAGAGUAUAAUGAUAGCAAAAG